This is a messenger RNA of Penicillium bovifimosum, 246 nucleotides long. RefSeq lists its product as uncharacterized. The record is from RefSeq and is a predicted model, not a curated record. Lineage: Eukaryota; Fungi; Ascomycota; Eurotiomycetes; Eurotiales; Aspergillaceae. Bases 1 to 246 code for a protein of 81 amino acids. The transcript has a single exon.
AUGCCUGUCCCCAACGCGGAUCUCUAUGACAAGCAACAAGACCAACUCAACGGCACACCUUCUGCGGACCCCGCUGUGUGCACUUCCAGCGAGCAGAGCAAUACUAGCAGCUACAUUGGGUCCAGUCCGCCUGCUGGUGCAUCGCAGAAUGCUGAUGGCGGUCGUACCCUGAGCAAGGAGGAGGCUGAUCGUCUGUACGAGGAGCGCAUGGAGGAGGAGUAUGCUAAGAGAGAGGGUGGUGCUUAG